Rhinolophus ferrumequinum (greater horseshoe bat) is the source of this 2342-nucleotide messenger RNA. It is a transcript of the gene YKT6, whose product is annotated as YKT6 v-SNARE homolog. Bases 135 to 731 code for a protein of 198 amino acids. The record is from RefSeq and is a predicted model, not a curated record. The transcript has 7 exons. Lineage: Eukaryota; Metazoa; Chordata; Mammalia; Chiroptera; Rhinolophidae. Gene Ontology annotation, cellular component: Golgi apparatus. Gene Ontology annotation, biological process: endoplasmic reticulum to Golgi vesicle-mediated transport. Gene Ontology annotation, molecular function: SNAP receptor activity.
CCAGCCCGGAGCAGGAAGCAGGCGUCCGACCCGUCAGCAGCCGACGGUCUCGAGGGGCGGCGGCCGCGCUGCUCGCUGCUCGCCGGUCGGCCGGCCGAGCGAGCGGCCGGGCGGGCGUCCCGGGGCGCGGAGCCAUGAAGCUGUACAGCCUGAGCGUCCUCUACAAAGCCGAGCACAAGGCGGUGCUGCUCAAAGCCGCCUACGACGUGUCGUCCUUCAGCUUCUUCCAGAGGUCCAGUGUUCAGGAAUUCAUGACCUUCACAAGUCAACUGAUUGUGGAGCGCUCAGCUAAAGGCAGCAGAGCUUCUGUCAAAGAACAAGAAUAUCUGUGCCAUGUCUACGUGCGAAACGACAGUCUUUCAGGAGUGGUCAUUGCUGACAGUGAGUACCCGUCCCGGGUAGCUUUCACCUUGCUGGAGAAGGUGCUGGACGAAUUCUCCAAGCAGGUCGACAGGAGCGAGUGGCCCAACGGCUGCCCUGCGUCCAUCUACUACACAGCCCUGGAUGGUUACCUUAGCACCUACCAGAAUCCCCGAGAAGCCGACCCCAUGAGUAAAGUGCAGGCCGAGCUAGAUGAGACCAAGAUCAUCCUGCACAGCACCAUGGAGUCUCUGCUGGAGCGUGGCGAGAAGAUCGACGACCUGGUGUCCAAGUCCGAGGUGCUGGGCAUACACUCCAAGGCCUUCUACAAAACGGCCCGGAAACAAAACUCGUGCUGUGCGGUUAUGUGACCGCUGCCAGCACGGGCCCCACACUGCAGAGUCGCCGCCAUUCCUGCCAGAACAGCAGCUCCCGCCACAUAGAGACCCGCACUGGGGCCAGACUCAUCCUUCAUGUUGGCUGAUGGACGGGACCUGGGGGUGGGGAACAUUCAGUAUCACACGUCUGGUAAUUUUUGAAAACGUUGGAGGGCCCCCCGAGAUGUGUUUGCGCCUGAUGACACAUAAACUCGCCGUGGGUCCUGCAGAUGGUGAUGGGCUCGUUUCUCACUCUGGUGCGGCCCCGCUGCUCAGCACCAACUGUGCUGGUCUCGGCAGCCUUUGGGUUUCCUCGUACAUUAACCGUGUUAACACUGCAGUAAGGGGGUGGUCCCACUCCACGGGGCUGGGGCCACAGCACACACGCGGGACCGCCGUGGGGGAUGGGACAAGCAGGUCACCGGCCAGUGCUUCAGGGCCACGGCUGCGGUGACAGUCACUGGGCUUCACAAAUUUUGAGACGUGGUUUGCAUUUCCGCUGAAAUUGACCCACAAAGUUCCACCAAGAUGCCCUGAUGUGGAAGUUGGCCUUGAACAUCUGGGUCACAGCUGUACCUCUGGCGAUGAGACAGUCGGUAACCACCUGGGCCCCAUGUGUCUGGACACCAAGAGCAGGUACAACCUGACCCGAGGACUCGCAGAACCCCACUUGUGGUCUGAGUCAGCGCCCCCGCCCGACCCCCAGUUGGAGCCUCUGAGUCCCCUCCCCCAGCUCCGCAGCAGGAGGCCCGGCCUUGGAAACUGGUCUAGGAGGUUCCAGGCCCCUUGGGUCCUGCUGCCGCGUUCCAAGCUGCCUCCUUGUGCCCAGCUGUGCUGCCUGAAGACACGAGCUCAAGAUGCACCCUUGGGACUGGCUCCAGGAAGUGCCUGCGGGGCUCUCCUCCUCAGGGCUCUGUCCCUGAGCGGGCUAGCUCUUGCCACAGUAGGAUGGUCCCACUGCCCCGACAGGAAGUGCCAGCAGCCCUGAUUCCUCUUUCUUGGCCAGCAGUGGAGUCUGCACGACUUCAAAGGCCCCUGGCACUCACAAGUUUACCUGCCAGCCUCCCUUUUCCUCUGGGCACUGCUGGCUGGCAGGUGGCCUACCCGUGUGAUUCUGGUGCCUUCCAGGCCCCCAUAAGGCGCAGACCCAGCCUGCUCACUGGCACCUGAGAUGGCUUGACGUGCUUACAGAGGGUUGGGUCACAGCGGUCUCGUACUUUGCAGGGUGAUGGGGAGGCACUGGGGGCAGGUGGGGGUGUGCAUUUGGGGAGCAGAGUGGGGGGGCGGGGCUGGCUCAGGCCCCAUGCGGCAUUUCCCGUUCUAAUGUUCAGUCUGGGCAAAGUGUAUUUUAAUUGCUGCCUAACUUUGUUUGAGAGGUUCCUUCCUAUCUGGAUAAAAUUGUCUUUUGAAAUUCCAAAAUGGUCCUGCACUUUGUUGGAUUCCAGGGGGCCCUUUCCUCUGGGGCCCUAUUGCCUCCUGUCCCUCUGACCUUCCAGCAGGAGCCUGGUGAGGGAGCUGGGGCUUGUGGGGGUGGUCUCGCAGGCUGGGGAGUCUGGCCUGUUGACGGAAUGACCUCACUCUGGCCAUUAGAGGGGCUGCAAACAC